AUGCGAUCCUCUAUGCUCGGUCUCCGCGCGCUCAGCACAACCGUCCCGCGCCUCAACAGCACACCGCCGUCCACCGCCUCCACUGCACCCACUGCACCCACACCCGCCGUCGCCGCCGCACCGGAGGGCAGCAGCGUCCUAGCAACCUACGAAGGGCCUCUCGCACGCACCUUUACACGUCUCAAGCUCUUCUCCCUCGGCUCCCUGGGUCUGGCCUCGAUCCUCACGCCCAUCCUCCUCCUCGCGCCCGGUGAAAUUUCCCUCGCGGGUCGGGUUGGGUUGUCCAUCACAGCUCUCGCGACAUCGGGCGUAUCGACCGCGCUCAUUGCGUGGAUUGGUACGCCGUACGUUGGCUCCAUGCGUCUACUGAAGCGGGACGGGAAGGUGGGCAUGGAGCUCAACACGGUCUCGUGGAGAUUGCGGCCGCAGCGGACUUUGGUGUACGAACCCACGUUUUUGAGACCGACCAGUCGGCCUUUUGCCGCGUGGGAGAUCGCCAAUAGCGCACCGACCGUCACCCUCGGGCAGGGAGAAAGUGUGGAGAAGCUCGUAGCAGAGACAUUCGAUGUCAAGUCCGGGGCGAGUCUGGGCAAGUGGAUUGCGAAAUGGGAUGGUAGUGCUCGGUCGAAGGACGGCGAGGAAUGGAAGGCGGUGGGAAGGGUCGAGGUCAAGGGUAGGCCAACGAGAUACUUCAAUGUUCACGAGGAGCUGCUGGGGGACGAUUGGCAGGUGUUGGGAUGA
This is a messenger RNA of Kalmanozyma brasiliensis GHG001, 741 nucleotides long. RefSeq lists its product as uncharacterized. Lineage: Eukaryota; Fungi; Basidiomycota; Ustilaginomycetes; Ustilaginales. Gene Ontology annotation, cellular component: mitochondrial membrane. The transcript has a single exon. The coding region runs from base 1 to 741 and encodes 246 amino acids. The record is from RefSeq and is a predicted model, not a curated record. Gene Ontology annotation, biological process: mitochondrial proton-transporting ATP synthase complex assembly.